GUGCGGGCGCUCGGGCGCACACCGGUCGGCGGGGCUGACGCGGGGCGGGCCGGCUGAGGCGGCCGAGGCGGCCGAGGCGGCCGAGGAGCCCGGGAGCCCGAGGAGGCUGCGGAGCCCGCGGGGCGGCCGGGCGGAGGCGGCCGAGCGCGGGGCGGCCGGGCCCGCGGACCUGUGGGCGCGCGCGGUCCCACCCGGCCCGGCCCCGACCCCCGCGGCGGCGCGGGCCGAGGAGCGCGGCCGGGAGGAUGUCGGCGGGCGGCCGCGACGAGGAGCGGCGGAAGCUGGCCGACAUCAUCCACCACUGGAACGCCAACCGGCUGGACCUGUUCGAGAUCAGCCAGCCCACCGAGGAUUUGGAGUUUCAUGGCGUAAUGAGAUUUUAUUUUCAAGAUAAAGCUGCUGGAAACUUCGCAACAAAAUGCAUUCGGGUCUCUAGUACGGCCACCACGCAAGACGUGAUCGAGACGCUGGCAGAGAAAUUCCGCCCUGACAUGCGGAUGCUGUCGUCCCCAAAGUACUCCCUCUACGAAGUUCACGUCAGCGGAGAAGAAAGAAGAUUGGAUAUAGAUGAGAAACCCCUUGUUGUGCAGUUGAAUUGGAAUAAAGAUGACCGAGAGGGCAGAUUCGUUCUUAAGAAUGAGAAUGAUGCCCUUCCUCCUAAGAAGGCUCAAAGCAACGGACCUGAAAAGCAGGAGAAAGAAGGUGUUAUCCAGAACUUCAAGAGAACUCUCUCCAAGAAAGAGAAGAAGGAGAAAAAGAAGAGAGAGAAAGAGGCAGUGAGGCAGGCAUCUGAGAAAGAUGAUCGGCCUUUCCAAGGGGAUGACCUCGAGAAUUCCCGACUGGCCGCCGAGGUUUACAAAGACAUGCCCGAGACCAGCUUCACGCGCACGAUCUCCAACCCCGAGGUGGUCAUGAAGCGCCGGCGGCAGCAGAAGCUGGAGAGGCGGAUGCAGGAGUUCCGGAGCUCGGAUGGGCGGCCGGACUCAGGUGGAACACUGAGAAUUUAUGCAGAUAGCUUAAAACCGAACAUUCCCUACAAGACAAUCCUGCUGUCCACCACGGAUCCUGCUGACUUUGCUGUGGCCGAGGCUCUAGAGAAAUACGGUCUGGAGAAGGAGAACCCUAAAGAUUACUGCAUCGCCCGGGUUAUGCUGCCUCCUGGAGCCCAGCAUUCGGAUGAAAACGGUGCUAAGGAAACGAUCCUCGAUGAUGACGAGUGUCCUUUACAGAUCUUCAGGGAGUGGCCAACUGACCGAGGGGUUUUAGUCUUUCAGUUGAAGAGAAGGCCGCCAGACUACGUCCCGAAGAAAACGAAGAAACCUGUCGACGGGAAGCUGGUGAAAGGGAAAGAGAGAGCCGAGGGUUCCGGCUACGGCUCAGCACUUCCGCCCGAGAAGUUGCCCUACCUGGUGGAGCUCAGCCCAGUCCCAGGGAGAAGGAGUCACUUUGCCUACUACAGCUAUCACACUUACGAAGAUGGUUCUGACUCCAGGGACAAGCCCAAGCUUUACCGCCUUCAGUUGAGCGUUACUGAGGUCGGGACAGAGAAGUUCGAGGAGAACUCCAUCCAGCUGUUUGGAUCAGGAAUUCAGCCCCAUCACUGUGACCUCACAAACAUGGAUGGAGUUGUCACCGUGACUCCGAGAAGCAUGGACGCCGAGACGUACGUGGAAGGACAGCGCAUCUCCGAGACAACCAUGCUGCAGAGCGGGAUGAAAGUGCAGUUUGGGGCGUCACACGUGUUCAAGUUUGUGGACCCCAGCCAGGACCACGCUGUGGCCAAGAGACCCGUGGAUGGAGGCCUGGCGGCCAAGGGCCCCAGACAGAAGCCUGGAAUUGUUCAGGAGACAACUUUCGAUUUGGGGGGAGAUGUUCACAGCGGGGCAGCGCUGCCAGCGAGCAAGAGCGCCACCAGGCUGGACAGCGACAGGGCACUGCCUGCCCCCAGCACGGCCGAGCGCGGGACAGUGAAGCCGAUGCUGAGACUGGAGCAGCAGGACUACCGCCGGCAAGAAAACAGAACUCAGGAUGCUCUUGGGCCUGAACUCAUACUGCCUGCAAGCAUUGAAUUCAGGGAAAGUUCUGAAGAUUCAUUUUUAUCUGCCAUUAUAAAUUAUACUAAUAGCUCUACAGUCCAUUUUAAGUUGUCACCUACAUAUGUAUUAUAUAUGGCAUGUCGGUAUGUAUUGUCGAGCCAGUACAGACCCGAUGUCAGUCCUACAGAGCGUACUCACAAAGUGAUUGCCAUAGUCAACAAGAUGGUGAGCAUGAUGGAGGGGGUGAUUCAGGAAGUAGACCAGGUUGAUCAGAAACAGAAGAAUAUCGCAGGGGCGCUUGCUUUCUGGAUGGCCAACGCAUCUGAGCUUCUCAACUUCAUUAAGCAGGACCGAGAUCUUAGUCGAAUCACAUUGGACGCCCAAGAUGUUUUAGCACACUUGGUUCAAAUGGCGUUUAAAUAUCUGGUUCAUUGUCUUCAGUCAGAACUGAAUAACUACAUGCCGGCUUUUCUGGAUGACCCUGAAGAGAACAGUCUACAAAGACCAAAAAUAGAUGACGUCUUGCACACGCUCACGGGAGCGAUGGCGCUGCUGAGGCGCUGCAGGGUCAAUGCUGCUCUGACCAUCCAGCUUUUCUCUCAGCUCUUCCACUUCAUCAACAUGUGGCUCUUCAACAGAUUGGUGACCGACCCCGAGUCGGGACUGUGCUCUCACUAUUGGGGGGCGAUCAUCCGCCAGCAGCUGGGGCACGUGGAAGCCUGGGCAGAGAAGCAGGGAUUAGAGCUGGCGGCCGACUGUCACCUGAGCCGGAUAGUGCAGGCGACCACUUUGCUCACCAUGGAUAAAUAUGCUCCUGAGGACACCCCAAAUAUCAACAGCACCUGCUUUAAGUUAAAUUCACUGCAGCUGCAGGCCUUGCUACAGAAUUACCACUGUGCGCCCGAUGAGCCCUUUAUCCCCACGGACCUGAUAGAGAAUGUCGUGGCCGUGGCCGAAAACACGGCCGACGAGCUGGCGCGCAGUGACGGGCGGGAGGUGCAGCUGCAAGAGGACCCUGAUCUGCAGCUGCCUUUUCUUUUGCCGGAAGACGGCUAUUCUUGUGACGUUGUCAGGAACGUUCCAAACGGUUUACAAGAAUUUCUGGACCCUCUGUGCCAGAGAGGGUUUUGCAGGUUAAUUCCUCAUGCACGUUCACCAGGUACUUGGACGAUAUAUUUUGAAGGUGCAGAUUAUGAGAGCCAUCUUCUGCGUGAGAACACAGAGCUGGCUCAGCCUCUGCGGAAAGAACCUGAAAUAAUCACUGUGACUCUGAAAAAGCAAAACGGAAUGGGCCUCAGCAUUGUCGCGGCAAAGGGUGCCGGUCAAGAUAAACUUGGAAUCUAUGUCAAGUCUGUCGUAAAAGGAGGUGCUGCAGAUGUGGACGGACGCCUGGCCGCAGGUGACCAGCUGCUCAGUGUGGAUGGACGAAGUCUGGUAGGACUCUCUCAAGAAAGGGCAGCAGAACUCAUGACAAGGACCAGUUCCGUGGUGACACUGGAAGUAGCCAAGCAAGGAGCGAUCUACCACGGCCUGGCCACCCUGCUCAAUCAGCCGUCCCCGAUGAUGCAGAGAGUUUCAGACCGUCGUGGCUCAGGUAAACCCCGACCAAAGAGUGAAGGGUUCGAGCUCUACAACAAUUCAGCUCAAAACGGGUCACCCGAGAGCCCUCAGCUGCCUUGGGCAGAAUACAGUGAACCGAAGAAGCUCCCUGGCGAUGACAGGCUGAUGAAGAACCGGGCUGACCACCGCUCCAGCCCCAACGUGGCAAAUCAGCCCCCCAGUCCCGGAGGGAAAAGCGCGUACGCCCCUGGAGCAGCCGCAAAGAUCACGUCCGUCUCCACCGGAAACCUCUGCACUGAGGAGCAGACCCCUCCACCCCGACCUGAGGCCUACCCCAUCCCCACCCAGACGUACACCCGGGAGUACUUCACCUUCCCGGCCUCCAGGUCCCAGGACCGCGUGGCUCCCCCUCAGAACCAGUGGCCCAAUUUCGAGGAGAAGCCGCACGUGCACGCAGAUGGUCAUCAGUCCGGCCCCGCGAUGCAGCGCGUCACCCGCUCCCAGGAGGAACUUCGGGAGGAUAAAGGUUACCAACUCGAGCGGCAUCGGCUGGAGGCGGUGCUGGAUCGCAAGUCCGACAGCGACGUGUGGAUCCAGCCGAGCUCCUCGGUGGGCUCCAGCACGUCCAGCCAGGAGCACCUGGACCCCUGCUCCAAGUCGGGCACCCCCGCCUCCACGCUGACCAAGAGCGGCCCCGGGCGCUGGAAGACGCCGGCCUCCGCGCAGCCCCUGCCGGCGGCCCCCCCGCCCGCGCAGACAGACCUGCCCCCGCCACCCCCGCCGCCUCCCGCGCACUACGCCGGAGACUUCGACGGGGUCCCCGUGGACCUGCCCCUCCCACCCCCUCCCAGCGGCCAGGCGGCGGCGGAGCGGAGGAAACGGGAGGAGCAGCAGCGCUGGUACGAGAAGGAGAAGGCCCGCCUGGAGGAGGAGCGGGACAGGAAGCGCCGGGAGCAGGAGCGGAAGCUGGGCCAGAUGCGCUCCCAGGCCCUGAACCCGGCCGCGUUCUCCCCGGUGACCGUCGCGCACACGAAGCCGGAGAAACCUUCCACGCUCCAGAGGCCCCAGGACACGGUCAUCCGGGAGCUGCAGCCCCAGCAGCAGCCACGCACCAUCGAGCGCCGAGACUUGCAGUACAUCACGGUCAGCAGAGAGGAGCUGUCCUCGGGGGACAGCCUGUCCCCCGACCCCUGGAAGCGGGACGCCAGGGAGAAGCUGGAGAAGCAGCAGCAGAUGCACAUCGUGGACAUGCUGAGCAGGGAGAUCCGGGAGCUCCAGAGCAAGCCCGAGCGCAGCGCCGAGGACAGCGACCGCCUGCGCAAGCUCAUGCUGGAGUGGCAGUUCCAGAAGAGACUGCAGGAGUCCAAGCAGAAGGACGAGGACGACGAGGAGGAGGAGGACGACGACGUGGACACCACGCUGAUCAUGCAGCGCCUCGAGGCUGAGCGGAGAGCAAGGCAGACUGGUCUGCCAGCAAUCUCUGUUCUAGAUUUGUUACAGGACGAGGAGCGGCGGCGGCAGCGGCAGCUGGACGACAUGCGCAGGCGGGAAGCGGAGGACCGCGCCAGGCAGGAGGAGGAGAGGACGAAGCGAGACGCCGAAGACAAGAGGCGACAGGAAGAAGGUUAUUACAGCCGCCUGGAAGCCGAGAGGCGCAGACAGCACGCGGAGGCCGAGCGCAGGCUGCUGGAGCCGGAGGAGCCGGGCCUGGGCAGACCGCCGCUGCCGCGGGGCUACGAGCUCCCGGCCCCGUCCUCCCCGGCGGCUGCUCCUCCUCCCCCGCCUCAGCGGACCGCCUCCUCCCUGCAGGCCCCGGCCCUGUCCCCAGACUCCCUGUACACCGCCAGGCUCGUUGCGUACCACGAGGAGGAGGAGGAGGAGGAGGACUGCAGUCUGGCAGGUCAGGACAAGCUCUCCCACACCGGACCAAACUCUUCCGUGGGAUCUUCCGGGGCAGUGAUCGGUGCCCGUGACGGCUCCCGGGACCCGAGAGAGAGGCUGGCGAAAAGCCAUGAUGCAGAUUUACCUGGAAAUUCCGGAGCCCCUGAGAACUUGACAUUCAAAGAGCGCCAGCGGCUGUUCUCACAAGGUCAAGAUGUGUCCAAUAAAGUGAAAGCCUCUCGUAAAUUAACAGAACUGGAAAACGAACUGAACACAAAGUGAGACCAGGAAAUGGCACCCGUGCUCAGCCCAGCGUCCUCCCGGUGCGGCUUUGGAGGAUGGUCGGGGGAGAGAAGGAGGCGGCGGCAUUUCCGAGUCACAGAAGGGCUGUUUGGAAGAUGGGUGGGAUUUAGAGGUGGUCCCAGUCCAAGAAGCCCUUUUGUUUUACCAGGAGAUUAUCAUUUAUACGAUGUAAACACUGUCUAAUUUCUUAAUUAUCUGACUCACCCGAAGAUACGUUUUUUGUUGCUUUUUCUAGAGUCCAAGCUGGAAAGGGGGAGCGUGCAGCGCAGGCGAGGGCAGUGGGGUGUCUCCCCCGCUGUCCCCAGGGGGUGCCGAGAGGCCACGUCCGUCCCGUGUCACAGACUGGACUGUAGGGAUGGGACGGGGAGUAGCCUGCACCCCCAGACCUUGUUUGCACUAUUCCGUAGUAACUGCAGAUGUCCCGGAGGAGGGUGCGCACGGAGGACACGCCCGGCGCGUUGAGUCCAGCGCUCGCGUGGGCCGGGCUCGCUAGUCUUGUCCGUGCAGUCAGGAUGCGGCUCGGACCCACACCUCCUGGGAGGGAGGUGAUGCCCAUUGGAGACCCUGCCCCUCUCCUUCCAUACGGGGACAGCCCUCCCAGUACAUUCUAAAUAGUUGAUUUUAAAAAACUCCAAGAAGAAAAUUUUGAGGAUUUAAGCUUAGGAUAUUUUAUUUUUAUAAACGUCAGAUUAUUGUUAGGCUAAUAAAUCAUUGGUGAUUUUGAAGAUGGCAAUGACGUUAGGAAGUUAAUAUUUCAAAUAUUCAGGGGAAUCUGUAAAAGAGCAUCUGUUUAGCUGGGCAGUGUCGAUGUGGGUAGAAACACGGAUAUUGGAGAGGGAUGGGGGGGGGGGCAGGGGUCAGUAGUGACCUUUGAGCACAACUAUUGCUCAGAAAUUUUAAAUGCAGAGAAGAAAGAGUGACAUCCAUGUCCUGUCUGGGAAAGAAGGGCCAAUGACAUGGCAUCUGCGAUUUAAAUACUGUAAGAGUGACUUGUGAGGCAGUUGAAAGUAUUUAUUUUUUCACAUCUGAUAGUUACUGAACUUUCAUUUGAUGAGUUACUGUGACCAGUGUCCUUCCUUUAGCUGUGAACGUGUGGCCGAUACAGACACGGAUCUCACUCUGGUUUCUACUGUGUGAUGUGAAAAUGGUAAAUUACGUGGGGAUUAUGAGCAAAGCUUCUAUUUGACAAGGCCCUGCUGUGGGAUCCUGAGGAUUUUUCUGCACCAGAGUGUUCUUACAAAAUGCGUAUGUUAGAAAAACGUGCACACUUUCAAACAGAAGAGGGAGGAGAGCCUUUUUAGCCUUAGAAAUCACUUUAAUAGGCGCUGUAUGAUAAAUCACUGAAACGCGAGUGUAAAUAUCUUUCACGUCUGUCAGGGUUCUUAUGUGGAAGUGUGCUGUCACCACUGCCCUCGUUUAAGAGAGUGACCUGGUCUACGUGUUUAUGAAGGAUGCGCUUGCUCUAGAGCUCUAGGAGAAGCGGGCCCCUCCCGGAGAGCUCGACAACACUGGCCGCCUCACGGGGACAAAAUCCACACUUGCUGUCAUGAAGCAGACACAGAAGAGUCACUGUUCCGUUAAUCUGUAGAAAGAACAGACACGCCUGAGUACACGCACAUACCUGUAAAUACUUACAUGCGGGGGCGUGUGUGUGUGUGUGCGCGCGCGCGUGUGUGUGUGGCUGUAAACCUGGAAACGGGUGGGUUUGGCCGCCCGUGGGUGAUGAGGUCAUGACUGUGCGUCACUGUGGAAACACCAGAACUGCUGUACUCCCCGUUUCUACUGUAGCUCAUUUGCAAUCUAUUUUUAAUAAACUUUGUAUGUAUUUGA
This is a messenger RNA of Neofelis nebulosa (Clouded leopard), 7610 nucleotides long. It is a transcript of the gene AFDN, whose product is annotated as afadin, adherens junction formation factor. The record is from RefSeq and is a predicted model, not a curated record. Gene Ontology annotation, cellular component: adherens junction. Gene Ontology annotation, molecular function: cell adhesion molecule binding. Bases 246 to 5759 code for a protein of 1837 amino acids. Lineage: Eukaryota; Metazoa; Chordata; Mammalia; Carnivora; Felidae. Gene Ontology annotation, biological process: signal transduction; regulation of protein localization. The transcript is spliced from 35 exons.